GAGCGUCAGAGAGAGAAAUACCAAACUUCUUUAAUGGAAGAGACAACGAAGCAGAACAAGAAGAAGAAGAAGAUUCUUGUUAAUUCCGAUGAUUCCAAGAAGAAGGAGCGUCAUAUUGUUACUUGGUCUCCAGAGGAAGAUGAUAUACUAAGGAAGCAAAUCAGUGAACUUGGAACUGAAAAUUGGGCGAUCAUUGCAUCCAAGUUUAAUGAUAAGAGCACAAGGCAGUGUAGAAGAAGAUGGUAUACAUACUUGAACUCUGAUUUCAAGAGAGGAGGUUGGUCCCCUGAAGAAGAUACACUGUUGUGUGAGGCACAGAGAUUGUUUGGGAAUAGGUGGACUGAGAUAGCAAAGGUGGUUUCAGGAAGAACGGAUAAUGCUGUGAAGAACAGGUUUACUACACUGUGCAAGAAGAGGGCUAAGCAUGAAGCCAUGGCGAAAGAGAACAGGAUUGCUUGUUGUGUGAACUCAAACAACAAGAGAUUGUUGUUCCCAGAUGGUAUUAGUACACCUCGAAAAGCCGAAAGUGAAUCUCCUCUUACUAAGAAAAUGAGGAGAAGUCAUAUUCCAGAUCUUACAGAGAUCAAGAGCUAUGGAGAUAGAUCACAUUUAAAGGUUGAAUCGGCUAUGACUCAACAGAGUAGACCUCCAUUUUCGGUAGUAGCCCACAAUGCCACAGGUAUUGAUGGCACGAAAGAGCAAAAACAAACAGGCAAUGCAAAAGAGAGUGACGGUGAGGAUAAAGGUAACCAAGAGGCAUUUCUUAAGAAGGAUGAUCCAAAGGUGACAGCUUUGAUGCAACAAGCUGAGCUUCUCAGUUCAUUGGCCCAGAAAGUUAAUGCAGACAACACAGAUCAAAGCAUGGAGAAUGCCUGGAAGGUUCUACAGGAUUUCUUGAAUAAGAGCAAAGAAAAUGAUCUAUUCAGAUAUGGAAUCCCAGAUAUUGAUUUCCAACUCGAUGAAUUUAAAGAUCUCGAUGAGGACUUGAGGAUUAGUAAUGAAGAUAGUCAAUCAUCUUGGAGGCAACCUGAUCUCCAUGAUUCACCAGCAAGCUCUGAAUAUAGCUCAGGAUCAGGAUCAACCAUAAUGCCGCAUCCUUCUGGUGAUAAAACCCAACAACCCAUGUCUGAUACUCAGACAACAUUGCAGAAACAAAAUGAUGGGAAUUUACUACUAGAUAAAGGAAUUGUGUCUGAUACAACUGUGGAACAAGUGGAUUUACUCACACCAUGUCAGGAUGUCCUAAAGAACCCUAAUGAGAUUGUUCCCAUGCCGGGUGACGAAGAGUUUAACUCACCCGUUCAAGUCACUCCAUUGUUCAGAUCUCUAGCAGCAGGCAUCCCAAGCCCACAAUUCUCUGAAAGUGAGAGGAACUUUCUGCUAAAAACACUCGGUGUCGAGUCCCCAUCUCCAUAUCCAAGUGCUAAUCCUUCACAACCACCUCCUUGCAAAAGAGUCCUUCUCGAUAGCUUGUAAACCAAACCAAACCAAACUCUCUAAACCAAAAAAACUGUCCCUAAACCGCGGUUAUGUCCUCAUGGAGGUCGACAUAACCUGCAUUUCUUCCCUCUUUUUGCUUAGAUUUUCUCCAUAGGUUUGCAGCCAUAUCGGCCUGAAAAGUUUUAGUGAAGCGGGCGUGCCAUGAUCUGC
Messenger RNA from Arabidopsis arenosa, 1650 nucleotides. The record is from the annotation of a GenBank genome assembly. Lineage: Eukaryota; Viridiplantae; Streptophyta; Magnoliopsida; Brassicales; Brassicaceae.